Argiope bruennichi is the source of this 2066-nucleotide messenger RNA. RefSeq names its product TD and POZ domain-containing protein 4-like. Gene Ontology annotation, biological process: regulation of proteolysis; proteasome-mediated ubiquitin-dependent protein catabolic process. The transcript has 2 exons. Gene Ontology annotation, molecular function: ubiquitin protein ligase binding. The record is from RefSeq and is a predicted model, not a curated record. The coding region runs from base 263 to 1744 and encodes 493 amino acids. Gene Ontology annotation, cellular component: nucleus; cytoplasm. Lineage: Eukaryota; Metazoa; Arthropoda; Arachnida; Araneae; Araneidae.
UUUGCCAUUGUCCCAUUGCGGUCACAUGAUCUUCCUGACGUAGGCGUGGUCUUCUGUUGUGCACAAUAGUUGGCCUCGUGUGAAAGUCACUUAAUCUACCAAUUUAUUUCUAUAUCAGAUGUAUUUUAAUUUUGACUUUAAGAUAUUUGACCAGCUGCACAACUAAUCUGUACCUUGGGAAGAAUAAACGACAUAGAAUAGGGAAUUUCUUUAUGCUGAAAAGACUUUUUAUAAUAAAAAGGCAUUGUCGUUUGCAUUGAAAAUGUUCGAAAAUUCAGAAGCAGAUUACAAAGAAGAAUUUCAUUUCCGAUGGCAGAUUAAAAAUUUCUCAUUCGCUAAUUGCAAGACCGGUGAAGCUAUCGAGAGUCCUCCAUUUGUUGUCGAUAUUCUAGAUGAAACCAAAUGGUACAUUUUAGUUUACCCGAAUGGGAAAGAAGAUGAAGAAUAUGUGGACAUAUAUCUUUCAAGAGCUAUUUAUGACUACGGCGGUGAUAAUAUCCCUAUUAUAUUUACCUUCGAAUUGGAAGCAGCAGAUUCAACACGCCUAGAAUGCAGAAUAAGCCCUAGAUCGUUUUUUACAAGAAAUCUUGCUUGGGGAUUCAACCCAUAUAUUAAGCGAAGUAUCUUAUUGGGAGACAUGAAGUCAAUUUUGUUGCCUGAUGAUGUUUUUACAAUACAUUGUCAUCUUGAGAGAGCUCCUCAGGAAGUCAAUUACAUCAAAGAAUAUAUAGCUGAAUCAAUAAUGGAUAUAGAAAAUUUGGAAUUUACGUGGGAUAUUAAGAAUUGGAGCAAAAUUGAUGCCUACAGUCGGGUUUACAAAGAUGCACACUUUAAUGAAGAAUGUGCAGCUCUCUUUCGAAUAUCCAUUCUCAAAAGUGAUGAUUUCGCCAAUAACUUAAUUGUGGAACUAAGAAAAUUGCAUCCAGAAUCAGAAACCUUCUUAACUUGCAGUAUUUCUAUUUUGGAUGCAAAAGGCUGUGAAAUACUUACCCGAAUCACUCACCAUCAUUUCAAACAUGGAUUUGAUGUGUUUUGUUGGUAUCUUUUAUAUCGAGAAGAAAUACAACAUUCCUAUCUGAGUGAUGACACUUUGAGAUUAAGAUGCAUUCUGAAUAUGGACACAGGCAAGACAACAUGCAAGAUCACACAGACAAUCCGUGCAUCGCCUAAUGAUGAAGAACAGGUAAAAUAUAAUAAAAACGAACUGUCCGAAGAUUUUUUAAAUAUGUACUUGAAAGGUGACUUUUGUGACUUAAAAAUCCGGGCCGGAGGUAGAGAAGUCAAUUGUCAUAAGGCCAUCCUGUGUGCGAGAUCUCCAGUAAUUAGUAAUUUGCUGGAUAAAGCGGGCCAAACAUCUGAAGGCUGUGUUGUCCUUGAUAUCGAAGAUCUAGAUGGCGAUACAUUAGAACAAAUGAUCUACUUCCUGUAUUCUGAUAAAAUCAAUGACUUAAAAUACACCCAAGCUUUGGAAUUAUUAGUUGCCAGCCAUAGAUAUCAAAUAAGAUAUCUCACAGAGAAGUGCUCUGUAUAUUUGAGUACGAUUUUAGAUUUCGAAAACGUUUAUGACAUUUUAGCCACUGCUUGUGAACACAUGCUUGGAGACUUGAGACGACGUGCCAUCAGCUAUAUAAGUGAAUAUUUUCCUCGUAUUUGUUUAACGACUGAAUGGGAAAACUUCCGAAAAACACGAAAAGAAAUAGCUGCCAAUACGUGCCGAGAAAUCAGACGAAUGAAGAAUAUGUAACUUAAUGCAAAUCUUCAACCAUCUUGUCAUUGAAAUGUUUGUGUUUAAGUCUUGGCAAGAAGCUUAUAUAUUCUGUGAAAAAAGGACAAUUUUAAUUCUAUUUAUCCUUUUAAGAACUUUUUUUGUACAUCUGGAAGUAUAAAAAUGCACGUAACUAGUGUAGUGAUUAGCACAAAAAGGAGACUCAUCAGACAGAAAAUAUGAUUUAUUGUUAAAAGUGUAUUUAAAGUUUGGUAAAGGCCCUUUAAAGAGUAAUUAUUAAGUUUUAGUGUUAAGAUUAAACUUGACAAUAGCGAUGAAUAUACCUGUAAUAUUUUUUUAA